AUGUCGUCGCGGGCGCACAAGCAGAGCAUGAGCGAGCUCAAGCUCCGCAGGCUCACAGAACACAACCAGCGCCUCCGCGACGACCUCGCUCGUCCACGCAUCCGCGUUUCAGAGGCCAGCGCCAGUCUCAUCCGUUACUGCAAGACAACCAAGGACCAUCUCGUCCCGAGUGUGUGGGGACCAGUUGGCAAGGGCGAAGACCCGUACGCUCCCCAGGCGAGUCAGCAGGGAUGCGCCUGCCUCGUCAUGUAA
Peniophora sp. CBMAI 1063 is the source of this 252-nucleotide messenger RNA. Lineage: Eukaryota; Fungi; Basidiomycota; Agaricomycetes; Russulales; Peniophoraceae. The record is from the annotation of a GenBank genome assembly.